AAGUGGGAGGCAGCCGUGUCAACGGCAAGGGUUAAAACCAUAGAGAUCUCGACUUCGGAAGGAUGAGGAUGGCUUCACCACCACUACCACCCAAGAGGCACCAGUUCAAUUUAGAGUAAGGCUGAACUUAUACUUCGGAUUCCCAGUCGGGUGUCUGAGUGGCAAUGCUCGCCGAGGCGUAGGAAGGAUGCUCCCGCCGAAAAAGAAUUCGAAUCAGAACCGGAAAUGAGUGUUCGGCGUGCACCGCCGCCUUCUCCCUCCCACUUCACGCACCUUUGCUGCGAUUCCCGGCUUCUUCGGGUCCUCCGGUUUCUCCUCUGGAGGAAGCAACAGGUCUGGGGGGGUCCGUUUUUCCUAACUGUGGGGCGAGGACGGGAGCCCUUCGCGCCCGCUGGAGGGAAAGAUGAGCUAAGUUGCGAGAGAGAAGGGAAUUGCGCCGGUGUCUUCCAAGCUGUUGCCGAAUACGAGAGUGCAGCAACGCCUUUCGAAACCUUCGUGUCGUCCCCGGCGUCGUCUGCACGCGAAGACACGCAAAAGUCGAGCUUUUGCAGCGGAAGGCACUGGAGGUUGUUGGUUAGCCAACUUCUGAACGGAACGCGGAGAGGCCAGUUUGCAGCCGACUAGAAAGCUGAUUUUAGCAAAAGAUUCACGGACUGGUAGUAAGGAAGGAUUAAGUGAUGGAGACCCUGAGUGUGCAGGUGAACAUGUCCAUGGAUGAAGAGACGGUGGAGGACCCAGAGCUGAAGAAGGAGAAACAAAGUGCUUCCCUGGUCAAACUCUGGUCAGACCUGGAGGCAAUGAAAACCCCCUCUGGCCUGGCUCCUCUCCAGCAGAUGAAAUGCAAACCUGAAGCGGGAUUGCAAGAAUGCUGGGAAGUCCAGUGGCAGGAGUUCCUCAGGAGCCUGCAGGGUCCUCGCUCUGAGAGGGCCCAUGCUCAGACAAUAGAGGAGCCCACGCCCUGGGUCAACAUGAAGGCCUUCCUAACUUCCUUUGAACAAGUUGCAUCUGCCUGCAAAUGGCCCCAGGACCAAUGGGUGACUCUUCUUGUGCCAGGAUUCAGACGAGAAGCAGAAGAGGCCUUCAACAGCCUUAGUGGCCAAGACAGAGGAGACUAUGGGAAGGUGAAGGCAGCCAUCUUGAGAGGGGAGGUCCUGGCCAGGGAGAGGCAGCGCCAGGACUUCCGUCAGUUUUGCUACCAGGAGACAGAGGGGCCCCGGGCUGUCUACAGGCAUCUGCAGGAACUUUGCUGGCAGUGGUUGAAAGCUGAGAGGUGCUCCAAGGAGGAGAUCCUGGAACUGCUGAUCCUGGAGCAGUUCCUGACUGUCCUGCCUCCGGAGAUGCAGAGCUGGGUCAGGGCUCACGGCCCUGAGACUUGCACUGGGGCUGUGCUCUUGGCUGAAGAGUUUCUGUUGAAGCGGAGCUCAGUGAAACAGGAGGAAGAGAGUCCAGGUACUUUGGAGAUGGGGGCAAUUAAGGAGCCUUCCCAGGGAAACCCAUUUCCACCAUUAGGUUCAUGGGGAUGGCAACUGUCCGACGACAUGAAGCUGGAGAUUGACAAAGACCUGAGUUCAUUUGGUGGCCAUUGCAGACUGAUGAACCAAGACAACCAUCUUCAUCAGGGCAUUUCUGAGGAACUGGAAAAUGAGAUACUAAAAAGAGACAACAUACCCUCCCAGCGUUGCAAGGAGGAAGUGAGGCCUAAGAACCAGGAGGAUUCAGAAACAGAAUGGAAUUCCCCAAAAAGAAGUUUGGACAACGUUGUUUCUGUUGGUAAAAGUGAUUCUGAUCCAGAAGAAGCCGGGACCGGCCAUAAAAUCCACCAGUGCCACUGUGGAAAACGUUUCCAGCGGAGCUCUAGUUUUCGGGUUCACGAAAGAAUUCACACUGGAGAGAAGCCAUACACGUGUACAGAAUGCGGCGUCGCUUUUCGUAAAUCUGCCCAAAUAAAGGCCCACAGGAGAAUCCAUACCGGCGAGGUUCCCUUUCGGUGUUCCACCUGCCAGAAAACCUUUACCAGCAGCUCCAGCCUCAUCACCCACAAGAGGAUCCACACAGGAGAGAAGCCGUACCGAUGCACGUAUUGCGAGAAGAGCUUCCGGCAAAAGGGGACUCUCACCGUCCACGAAAAAAUCCACAGGGACGAGAAGCCUUUCAAAUGCUUGACAUGCGGGAAGGCUUUCCGUCAGAAGGGAACCCUUAGCAUCCAUGAAAAAAUCCACCUUGGGGAGAAGCCCUACAGGUGUUCCAGCUGUGGGAAGAAUUUCCGCACUACUGCGGUCCUGAGGGUUCACGAAAGAAUCCACACCGGAGUGAAACCAUAUCAGUGCUCUGUGUGCCUCAAGAGCUUCACCGAUGGGUCAAACCUCAUCACCCACGAGCGAAUUCACACUGGAGUGAAACCGUAUCAGUGCGCCCGCUGCGGGAAAACCUUUUGUCAGAAGUCCGGCUUGAUGACACAUGAACGCAUUCACACUGGAGACAAUCCAUACAGGAGCUCAAGCAGUGAGAAUCACUUAGAGGGAAGAUCAGAUCUCAAUACCCAUCAGGGAGCAAAGCUGGGAGAGAGAUCAUAGGCAUACAAGUAGUCCUCGACUGAAAACAAUGCGUUUAGUGACCAUUCGUAGUUACAACAGCACUGAAAAAAGUGACUUAUUGUGAUGACCCAGGGGACAGCACAGAGGCAAUGCAGUCAGCUGGCAAUUCAAACAGUUCUUUUAUUGCUCCAAAUUUUCCCUAAAUGCUCCCACUUUUGCUGGCAAGACUCCAACAAAAGAACACACGCACACACACCUUUAGCUGACUCUGGCUGAAAAUAGGUUCAAAUACAGUCUGAUUAGCAUAAAAAAGUACUCAAGGCCAUAGAGAUAACAAGGAAGAAAACAUAAACUCAAGGAGUCUGUUUGAAUCCUUGCUUGCCUGAGCAGUUUUCAAAAGAGAGAAUCUGAAAUACAGUCCAAGGUCUUUAAACAUACAAGUAAUGUGGUCAGUCAAUCCAAUAGUUCAGGUUUCCAGGUUUCCAAACAGAAGUCACAGAACAAGAAAUCAGCAACAAUACACAAUACUCCAAGAAUCAGUAUUUGUUCCUGACAAAUGCCCCUCCCCACAGCGUCACCUUAAAUCUCAAUCUCCAGGUGUUCCUUGUGGAGAAGGGCGGGACGCUCUCCUCCCAGUAAUUGAGACUGCCUGCAGUUGUUCCCUCCUUCUCUCCACUCUCUGUGCUCUAGGAUCAGGUGGUGGUGGCCCUUGCUUAUCGCCUGAACUCUGCCUCUCCUGUUCCUCCUGUCCUAAUCCUGAAGGGCCCUGGCUUGCCUCGGCCUGCUCUUCCCCACAUUCUUCUGAAGCCACAGACACCUCUCCCUCGACCUCCAUAGGGUCCCGUUCCAGCUCAUUUUCCUCCGCAGAUUCAGGCUCAGAGGGAGGCAUGACACUUAUGUCCGUUUUUCACACCGUUGCAACAUCCCCAUGGCCACGUGAUCCAGGCAAUCCAUAAUUGAAGGUGAGGGGAAAAGGUUAGUUAAAAUAGUUUUGCCUCUGUGGCUUUUCAGAGUCGAUACAUAUGUCAGCACUGGAAUUGGGGAUACUUACACCCAAUUGCUUAUUCUCUUACUGGAGCUUGCAUGUCUCACACCAAAUAUAGAUCAAUGGUUAACUUUCAGUUUAAAAAAUAAGUGCAGAUAGGUCUCAACUUACAACCAUUUGUUUGGCCCAGGGGCAGGCCACCGUGGCUCUUUUAUGACUCGUGGACUUCAACUCCCAGAAUUCCUGAGCCAGC
Molecule: messenger RNA, 3772 nt
Organism: Crotalus tigris (Tiger rattlesnake)
Lineage: Eukaryota; Metazoa; Chordata; Lepidosauria; Squamata; Viperidae
Product: zinc finger and SCAN domain-containing protein 31-like
Exons: 4
Coding region: 678-2573 (631 amino acids)
Biological process (GO): regulation of transcription by RNA polymerase II
Cellular component (GO): nucleus
Molecular function (GO): DNA-binding transcription factor activity, RNA polymerase II-specific; RNA polymerase II cis-regulatory region sequence-specific DNA binding
Source: RefSeq, a predicted model, not a curated record